CGAGGCGUUAUGCCGUCAUUUCCGGCCGCGGCGAAGAAGCCGGUGGUUUGCUCGGGUGGCGGCGGCAGCGGCGAACGAAAACGAGACGGACCCGGCUAAGGAUAGCGGUUCCCCCGCCCUGCCAUGGCCUCCCUGCUCAAGGUGGAUCCGGAACUUAAGAUCAAGGUAGACUCUUUCAGGGAGCGGAUCACAGCUGAAGCUGAGGAUCUGGUGGCAAGUUUUUUCCCAAAGAAGCUUUUAGAACUCGAUGCGUUCCUUAAGGAUCCCAUUCUGAACAUUCACGAUCUCACCCAAAUCCACUCAGAUAUGAACCUUCCUGUUCCAGACCCAAUCCUGCUCACAAACAGUCAUGAUGGACUGGAUGGGCCCAAUAUGAAGAAGAGAAAGCUGGAAGAAUGUGAUGAGACCUUCCAGGGUACCAAAGUCUUUGUCAUGCCUAAUGGGAUGCUGAAGAGCAACCAGCAGCUGGUGGACAUCAUUGAGAAGGUGAAACCCGAGAUCCGGCUGCUAAUUGAGAAAUGCAACACGGUCAAAAUGUGGGUGCAGCUGCUGAUUCCAAGGAUAGAGGACGGCAACAACUUUGGCGUUUCUAUUCAGGAAGAGACUGUGGCGGAGCUCCGAACUGUGGAGAGUGAAGCAGCUUCAUACUUGGACCAGAUCUCUAGAUACUACAUCACACGGGCAAAGCUGGUUUCUAAAAUAGCUAAAUAUCCCCAUGUGGAGGAUUACCGUCGCACGGUGACUGAGAUGGAUGAAAAGGAAUACAUCAGCCUGCGGCUCAUCAUUUCGGAGCUCAGGAAUCAAUAUGUGACUCUGCACGACAUGAUCCUAAAGAACAUUGAGAAGAUCAAGCGACCCCGGAGCAGCAACGCAGAGACCCUCUACUGAGCUUGUCGACAAUCUGAACUCAUGAACUGUUCAGUAGGCGCAAGGCAGCCCUUUUGCCUCAGUUUAUGUGACUAUCAAGAUGGGGAAUCUGGCUGGAAACAGUCCUCACCACACUUUUAGUUUAAAAAAAAUCUAAAGAAACUCUCCUAGCUCUUUCUGGUUGGUUUUUAUUUGGGUCUCGGGAUUUGCCCCCCACCCACCCACCCACUCACCCCCAUCUCUUGACAUCCAAAAGGUAUGGGGCAGAGCUUCUCUUCCUGCUUGGGUGGGAACAGGAUAGCGGCCAACCUGCUCCAGGCCACCAUCCCUGUGCCAGCAGUCCUGAAUGACCCUGUUCUGUAGCAGCCCGGAGGAACUCUUCCCUUCUAGGUAGUGUAUCUUUAAACUGGUCGAGAGCAGCGUCAUGUUCUGCUGGACAAGUUCAGUCUUCCCAUUGAAAAAUGCAUUUUGGGGAAUCGAGUGCCCUUUUCAUCUCACAUGGCUGUCCAUGCCCACUGUCCAAUCAUGCAGAUUCUGAUGCCACUGUGUUUUUCCUUCCUGCCCCCCCCCCUCCCCCGGGAGUUGAUUCGUUGUUCUGAAUCUACGCUAAUCUAUUCCGGAUUACGUUCUGCAUUUAAGCACCUCUCCUCUUGAUACAGCACUCCUUUUGCCUGGCAAGUAAACCCAGUGGAACCCUUGAGUGCGGUGGGCAUUCUCUGGAUUUCGGGCUGGGGCAGCACUGCAUAGACAGUUGGCCCUGCAGAAUCGGCUUGCCUAAUACUGGCAUGGCCCAGCGAGUGCUGAAGGACGGGAGACUUUCCCGUCUGAGUUCUUCUUCUCUCCCACCCAAAUAUAACAAGCCUAGCGGUUGUUUCUGGAGGAGCCCUUUCUGACCUUCAAGAAACCCCAGGAAAGCGCCUCUAGGUUUUGGCCCUUUGCUGCGUGAAUGAAUCUUUGGUUUUGCUCUUUUCUAGUCUUCAAGCAAGCAGGUAGGGGGCACCAACUAAUAGGAGUGCUUCAGUUCCCCUUGAGAUCUACUCUUAGUCUUUAUAUUCCUCUUGUGCUGUAGUAUUGUGAGUGGUGUUAGAUAUGUAAAAACAGUGGCAGCGUGAAUGACGUUUAUUGGCCCCUCUCCCUUUCCUUGGUUGCUUUUUUUUAUUUUUUAAGAAAUCUCUGCCAGCCUCCUAAGAGCACAGGAAGUUCAUCUUCCCUGUGCCCUUUGCAGGUGCCUUUGUUAUUGUCAUUUGUAGCUGGGCAAACCUUAGUCUUCCCUGGAGUGCAGACUCUUGUGACAGCUGCCGUUGUAGCUGCAUCCCGAGAGUAGUCCUCUCCUGCGUUUCUUUGUAUCGGCUGCUUUGUUGGAUUGUUCAUAUUUCCUUGCCACAUUGAACGUAUGUACAACUUUUACUAUGUUGACAAAUUAAAAGUAAUAGGUACUUUGAA
Zootoca vivipara (common lizard) is the source of this 2310-nucleotide messenger RNA. RefSeq names its product proteasome activator subunit 3 (gene PSME3). The record is from RefSeq and is a predicted model, not a curated record. Gene Ontology annotation, biological process: positive regulation of endopeptidase activity; regulation of G1/S transition of mitotic cell cycle; regulation of proteasomal protein catabolic process. NCBI's taxonomy places the organism in Eukaryota, Metazoa, Chordata, Lepidosauria, Squamata, Lacertidae. Gene Ontology annotation, cellular component: proteasome activator complex; cytoplasm; nucleoplasm. Gene Ontology annotation, molecular function: endopeptidase activator activity.